AUGGCCAUUGAGUUCGAGGUUGCGGUCGCUCUCAGUGUGAAAGCACUCGAGGCUUUGGGCAAACUCCAGUGGUCCCCUGGCCAUACAGGACGCUUCAGUACAAGCGACAGGGACGGGAAUCCCUCAGCGCUCCCGGCUCCCCCGUUCACCUCAGGAGCAUUGGAAACGGCGCUUGGAUUGUUUUCGAAACGCGAGCAGCAAGGCCUCAUGGGCACGAUAGCCAUCACUCAGGGGCUCAGCUCCGUUGAGUUGAUGAUGCUAGGUCGUCAACUUGAAAGCCCAGAUGCUACCGAAUCCCCCUGA
Molecule: messenger RNA, 303 nt
Organism: Fusarium verticillioides 7600
Lineage: Eukaryota; Fungi; Ascomycota; Sordariomycetes; Hypocreales; Nectriaceae
Exons: 3
Coding region: 1-303 (100 amino acids)
Source: RefSeq, a predicted model, not a curated record